Messenger RNA from Lytechinus variegatus (green sea urchin), 1228 nucleotides. Its product is annotated as ficolin-1-like. The coding region runs from base 60 to 872 and encodes 270 amino acids. The transcript has 4 exons. Lineage: Eukaryota; Metazoa; Echinodermata; Echinoidea; Temnopleuroida; Toxopneustidae. The record is from RefSeq and is a predicted model, not a curated record.
UGGUAAUUCCUUCAAAUUCAUUAUGUAUUUCUGUUUUUUUUUCAUCCGAACUAUUUAAGAUGAUGCGAUCAACAUCACAGGGAGAAAGCCUAACUGGUCAAGGGAUGGAAGCACUUAUUACAGCGGCUCGAAUUAGCAUGAUGACGUCACAAGAAUUACUUGAGCGAAUAGAAGAGACAGUGUUGAUGCCGAAUGGUGGUUGGAGGCCACGUGACUGCGCAGAUGUCCAAGAAUCUGGUCGCAAUGUGAGUGGACGAUACGCCAUCUAUCCUGAUGACUGCGCAGAUCCUUUCUUCGUUUACUGCGAUAUGGAAACCAACAGAGGAGGGUGGACGGUGUUCCAGAGGCGCUUGGAUGGCGGUGUUGAUUUUGACCGGGAUUGGGCAGCCUACAAACACGGGUUCGGUUCGGUGACAGGCGAGCAUUGGCUUGGUAAUGAUCGAAUCCAUCGCAUAACCAGCCAGAAACUUUAUCAACUCCGAGUCGAUUUGGAAGAUUUUGAAGGAGAGACGAGGUAUGCCGAAUAUCGAACGUUUCGACUCUCUGACGAAAACUCAAACUAUCUGAUGAGAGUGGGUCAUUACACAGGAGAUGCAGGUAACGCGCUGACAUCACACAGCAAUCGACCCUUCACUACGAAAGAUCGAGACAACGACGCGCAUGAAGGAAACUGCGCGGCGACAUUCUUCGGGGGCUGGUGGUACUACGCGUGCCAUACCACUUCUCUGAACGGUCUCUACCUGGCGGGACCCCACGAGGCGACAUCCCAGGGCGUCAACUGGUCGCCGUGGAAAGGGCAUCGAUAUUCUCUCAAGCGGGCUGAAAUGAAACUGCGCCCUCUGUCGGCAGUGGCAAGGCUAGAAGGAUUAUGAGAUUUGGACGCUUUCAAGAUUUUGUGAGCCAUGUGAGAAGAGAGGGGCAAAAUUGGAUGGCCUGGGGGUAUCUACACCCGAAAUGUACCAUUCUCCUCAUACGUAUACUCUCUUGAGCCAAAUAACAUGUAUCUUUCAAACCCUGAAGAUAACGGUUUGUUCUUUAUUUGCAACAUUCACAAAUUUCUUUGGCACCUUUCCCAAAUAGAAACCAUGGGUCAUCUUUAAGUAGAUUUUUGCUGAUGUCGAAGGAAUGGGGUGGCGCCUUUUGAAACAGAUGGAUUGUCUGGAGUUUUCGGUUGAAGGGUGUGUGUGUUAACUCAAGUGGGAAGAGGCCAACAUAAUUUAGAGGGCAU